AGAAAGCCCGCUUUGGAUACGAGCAUGGUGAAGCUGAAAGAUUCAGUAUUAGCGUUAGUAUGUAAAUCGACGGAAUUUUGGCGAGUAAAGGUUGUGCCAGCCAUCCAGCAAAAGCUUAAUCUCCAUUUCGAACAGCAAAUGGGUAUUGAUGAAUCUUAUAACAAUAAUAAUUCCACUGUUGUACGU
Paraglomus occultum is the source of this 186-nucleotide messenger RNA. NCBI's taxonomy places the organism in Eukaryota, Fungi, Glomeromycota, Glomeromycetes, Paraglomerales, Paraglomeraceae. The record is from the annotation of a GenBank genome assembly.